AUGCCGCGUGUGUCUUUCCGCGGUUUGAGUGGUUCCAGCGUUUUGAGUGCAUGCUUGGGGCUGGCCAGUCUCUUCGUCUUGAGUCUCUACGCCGUGAGUGCCGGUCUGCCUCGCAACCACCCCGUCACAGUCCGCAGACGCAUUCUUGCCAUCGUCUGCGUCUGCUCUGUCGCUCCUGCGUACUUGUGGGCGUGGUCCUCGGCCGAUGACGACGACGCGGAGCCCCUAUUGAGAAUCCUGGGCAUAAAACUGGAUGGAAUUCGGUGGGCCAUUGUCUCUCCUCUCCUCCUCGUUUCCCUCGCCUACCUCGGUCCGCUCAUACACUAUGCCACCUUGAAAGAGAACCCGUUCUCCGAACUCUUCGGCGGGGAGAGGAGGGAUAUCGAGUUACGCAAUUACGUCGUGGCGCCGUUUGCAGAGGAGUUUGUGUUCCGCGCAUGUCUAGUGCCACUCCUCACUCCUUCCCUCGGAGAGCUGUGGACUAUUCUUCUCUGCCCACUAUUUUUUGGACUCGCCCACCUACACCAUAUCGUAGAGUGGGCUCUAAAUGGGGAGGGCACCUUCACUAAUGUGCUGAUAGGGCUGCUGGUGCAAGCCGGGUACACGUCAGUGUUUGGGGCAUUCUCGGCAUUCUUGUUUGUCCGGUCGGGUCACCUCGUCAGUCCGGUUUUGGCCCACACCUACUGCAACGUUCUCGGUCUUCCUCCUCUCGCCUCCAUUCCAUCCCACUCUCGUCCCUAUACCAUUCUCGGCUUCUAUGUACUCGGACUGGUGACCUUUCUACUCUUGCUCUUUCCAAUGACAUCACCAACAUGGUUCAUCGACUAACCUCACUUUAUCAUAGUGCACAUACACUAACAUUAUUUAAUGUACUUUCUGUGUCAAUUUAACACAUGUCUACUUUGUGACUUUGUGUAUAAAUCCAUUAUUCUGAAGUGUCGUGUUUUCUUAACAAAACUGCACAAUAAAAAUUCACCACACAAAUUACGAACCACUCAAAAUCACCACUCUUUUGCUCUUUCAGUUUCAGGCACACUGGCCCUACGUCUGUCGACUGAUGGUGUCGAAACGAUGUGCUCUGCACAGGGGAAACAGUCUUGGUCGGAGAAGUCGUAGUUCAUAAAGUCGUCGAGGAUGGGCGUGGCUUGCGAGGUGGAGGACGAGUUGGAGGGAGGGGGUGUGAGGAGGGAGGUGGGAGUUAUGGGAGGAGGGGGAGAUCGGGGAGCUGCUUGUGCCUGAGAGAGGGAAGGAAUCUAAUGAGAGGGCUUUGACAAAGAGUUGGUUAUGUAGCAGUGUAAAACUGUGUUCAUGUGAGGUAUAAUAGUGCGGUAUAUAGGAGACCUGGACAAUGGAGGAAGUGGUAGCAAUGGUGGCAGAGGCUGGGUUGAUACCCAGCGAUGCCAGGAGCUGGUUAGUCUCAGAGGUGAUGGUCUCCGUAGCCAUCGAGGAGGAGGUCCUCAAGUCACCUGACAAACAGCAGGGAAUCACAUGACAAUAGAACGGAUUGGAGCACAUUAUCAGAAAGGACACACUGAAACUUGCUGUG
Molecule: messenger RNA, 1546 nt
Organism: Geodia barretti
Lineage: Eukaryota; Metazoa; Porifera; Demospongiae; Tetractinellida; Geodiidae
Source: the annotation of a GenBank genome assembly